Hippocampus zosterae (dwarf seahorse) is the source of this 4298-nucleotide messenger RNA. Its product is annotated as zinc finger protein 710-like. NCBI's taxonomy places the organism in Eukaryota, Metazoa, Chordata, Actinopteri, Syngnathiformes, Syngnathidae. The transcript is spliced from 6 exons. Gene Ontology annotation, biological process: regulation of transcription by RNA polymerase II. Bases 503 to 2656 code for a protein of 717 amino acids. The record is from RefSeq and is a predicted model, not a curated record. Gene Ontology annotation, molecular function: DNA-binding transcription factor activity, RNA polymerase II-specific; RNA polymerase II cis-regulatory region sequence-specific DNA binding.
AUUCUGUUGGCGACUACAAAGGCGGUCGAAAAAUGUCACUUAGUGGCAAGGAUAUUGAUUUACAGGCGAGAAAGGAGGAAGCCCUCUUGUUUAUUCAUCACGUCAGCUCCCCUCCCCUCCCCUCCUCCUGCUUUCCUCCCCUCCCUCCCGCCUCACACAACGGCCGCCGUCCGUCGUUCCAAUCGCUUCUUCUUCGUUCCGCUCAAAAACAACCUCCAGUCUCGUCGCCACCAUAAACCCCUUUUGGAACCAGCCUCCCAACACAUUUCCACACUGAUACACGAUGGACGCUGGCAAUACAGAAAACGCACCUCUGUGAGUUUCUUGAGGCUGCGGUCUUACUUCUGGUUUGUUUUUUUGUUUUUGUUUUUUUUAAACAUGAGCGGCUCGUUUGUUUGGCUGGUAUGAAGGGAGGCAGGCCGAAACAGGUCCUGCCUCCCAUUUGUCUUGGCGUGUAAAUAGCGAGUGAGCCUCAUCUCACUCGGUACUCUCGCUCUCAAGGAUGAGAUCCUUAAAGCACCUGAAGUCUCACAGCAGACGGAUUGUGGAGGAGGCGAGCCGGCGCCUGGGUAGAUGUGAGCCCAAGGUAAUGGCCAGGCUGAUGGACACAGGCACACAAACGGAUCCGGUGGUUGUGCUGUCCUUGGCCCAGGCUGCCGUGCUCGGUCUCAUCUCCCAGAAUGAAGUCUUCGGCGCAACCAUCGCACCCAACGGCUUCUACACCGGUGAGCCCAAGGAGUCACCCGCGCCACCGGUAGACGGAGUGGACUACGAGUACGCGGACCAGCUUAUCGGCGCCAACGGAGAUUACCUCGGGGAAAACUUGGCGGAGGACGGACAGAUGCAACCCAGCUGCAGUCAGAGAAGGUGGCAGCAGGGGCCACCUCAGCACCCUGACGUGAAAAUGGCGGUCCCCGAUCGCCACGUCCUCCAAGGUGGUGACGGCACCGUGUCUCACAUCAAAGGGGAAGCGAUGAACUCUGUCUUGACCUCGUGCGUCCACAUGCUUAACAAUAUGGCUCCCAGAGGGGGUUUGGUUCAAGUGGACCCGGCCACCUUGAGAGGAACGAACAAGAACUGUUCCGAGUGCGAGCGGGAGGCAUCCAACCAGCAGCAAGCCGGCACCCACGUGCACCCGACUCCUCCCACGCAAGUUGCCCACCGAGGAGCGGAGCACAGAGGACUGCAGGGCCAGCGCCCCCUGGGGGGCCACGGCCGAGGCGAGGGUGAGGAGGAGGUAGCUCACCAGGGCAACAACAUGAUGAAGCCCAACCCGCAAGAUGAAGCCAUCAGCAGCUACUUCCAAACGAGCGAAGUGGGCAGCUACGACUCGGGGGAAAUGGCCAUGGGGGCCGAGUAUGAAGACGGCAGCCAAAGCAUGAUGUGGACAGACGGGAGUGGCGGCGGCGGAGGCGGGCAGCCACAAGCUGCGCAGCCCCCCAGGCGACACGGCGGCCGCAGAGUGGACCGCCUGGACAUCAACAUCCAGAUCGACGAGUCGUACUGCGUGGACGUGGGCGACGGCCUGAAGCGCUGGAAGUGCCGCAUGUGCGACAAGUCGUACACGUCAAAGUACAACCUGGUCACGCACAUCUUGGGUCACAACGGCAUCAAGCCGCACGCGUGCCCGCACUGCGGCAAGCUCUUCAAGCAGCCGAGCCACCUCCAGACUCACCUGCUGACGCACCAGGGCACGCGGCCUCACAAGUGCGCCGUGUGCAAGAAGGGCUUCACACAGACCAGUCACCUGAAGCGCCACAUGCUGCAGCACACCGACGUCAAGCCGUACAGCUGCCGCUUCUGCCGCCGCGGCUUCGCCUACCCCAGCGAGCUGCGGGCACACGAGGUCAAGCACGAGCGCGGCCGUUGCCACGUUUGCUCGCAGUGCGGCCUGGAGUUCCCCACCUACGCCCACCUCAAACGCCACCAGACCAGCCACCAGGGGCCCCACACCUUCCAGUGCACGGAGUGCAACAAGUCCUUUGCCUACCGCAGUCAGCUCCAGAACCACUUACUGAAGCACCAGAGCCCCAGACCUUACACCUGCUCCCAGUGUGGCUUGGAGUUUGUGCAGCUGCACCACCUGCGCCAGCACUCGCUCACCCAUAAGGGCAUGAAAGGACACAAGUGCGAAGUAUGUUCACGUGAGUUCACGCUGUCGGCCAACUUGAAGAGACACAUGCUGAUCCACAACAGCGUGAGACCCUUCCAAUGUCACGUGUGCUUCAAGAGCUUCAUUCAGAAGCAGACGCUCAAGACCCACAUGAUCGUCCACCUGCCCGUCAAACCCUUCAAAUGCAAGGUGUGUGGCAAGUCUUUCAACAGAAUGUACAACCUGCUGGGCCACAUGCAUCUGCACGCUGGCAGUAAACCCUUCAAGUGUCCCUACUGCACCAGCAAGUUCAAUCUGAAGGGUAACCUAAGCAGGCACAUGAAGGUCAAGCACGGCAUGGAUGUGUCACCUGAAGGACAAGAAGUACUUCCUGAAAUGGAGAGCCAGGCAGAGUAUGAAGGCCAGAACUUCAGCUUCACAUCAGGCGACAACAUGGACAAUAAUGGCUCGCAAAACCUCACCAAGCUGACCACAGCCAACAUGGACGACAUGGAGGAGUACUACAACUUUGGCAAAGACACCAGCACCUACACCACACCCUGAGUGGACAAAAGGGUGCGCGUGCGUGUGUGUGUGUGUGUGGAUGGCUGGGGUGUGGUGGCCGAAGUUUAAUAAUGACUUUGAGCUGCUCAUUUUUGGGACGCCACUGGCUCAAACCUUGUCUGUUGUGUGUGGAUUUGUUACAAAAAAAGAAACGACAACAAAAAAAAGUUCCACAUCCAUCAGUAACAUUCGAUGUGAUUCAUGUCAUGCACAAGCAACCCUAUUAUUAUUGUCUGGACUGAAACGGUUACGUACUCACGCCAUAUAGAUGUGUAAUACAUAGUCAACACAUAUUCUUAGGUGUGAAUGCACUUACUUAACAUUACGGUUCUUAUGCGCAGUUCUGUCGACGCAAUUCCGCCUCAACCUACAACAAGUAGUUGUAGGCACUGAAAGAAUCUAAUCAGGUAAAUUUAUCACACCCCAACGAUACUUGGACCUCUGCAAAGUCAGCUCGUCAUAGUCUUCUUUCUGCCCCGGAACCUUCCCUGCUCUUUUCUAAAUAUUUUUGUUCUUUCCUGAAGUCCAAAUUUCAUGGUACCAUAUUUUUCCUCUUUUGUUAGAGCUUCCACUCUCAUACUUUUGAGAGGUCCAGCAAUCGUUGUUGUGUCGGGACUGAAGUGAAGUACUUUAAGCACCUUGUUUUUUCCCCAUUUUCUACACCAAUCAGAUCUCCACCCCAAAAAGUAAAUAUGCAGGUUAGGGUGAAAUGAAUAUUCUAACAUUUUAUUUGUUUUGUUUUCUUAACUUUUUCACUAAUAGAGCAAACAUCACAUGACGUUUUUGUGAGGCAAGUUUGUUUCUGUUCGAAAGAAGGUUGUGUUCAUUGAGCUGGAGGAAAUGAGAUUGUAAAAAGCUCUGGCAAUAUGAUUUCCUGUACUGUAAAUUUUGUUCAAACUGCGGUUUGGAGCCAGUAGGGGUUCUGUUUUCAGCAGACUUUUUUUUUUUUAACUUUUAGUUCCAGCAGAAACAUAUUUCAUUGAAAAAGCUCCUAAAAUGUGGAUUGUGUACAUGUUAAAAAAAAAAAAAGUUGUUGGUUAAAAGUGGACUGAAGAAAGUCUUGCUUAUACUGUAUUGACGAUUCUGUUGUGGGGAGGUGUGCUCCCCCUGUCCUGCCAUGCAGGUCAGUCAGCUUUGAUAUGCACACUCAACCACAACAGUAGACUAGAUCAGUGUUUCCCAACCUUGAUUGAGCCAAGGCACACCUUUUACAUUUGAGAAAUCUCAUGACACGGCACCAAUCAAAAAUUUCGUAAAACGUACUAAUACUGAAAUAACGAUCUUGUCUAAAUGUUCUUACAAAUGUACUUACCCAGAUCUAAUUAAGUAGUCGAAAGGCCUGAUGUAAUCUAUUGUAUAAAUGGUACGGAUGGAUACACGGUGUAUUGUACCUUCCGACAUCUAAUUAAUGCAAGAGCAGUUCAUUGUUCUGCUUGUCACAAUAUGUCACUGGCAUAGAUACAUUUAUUUGUAAUUAAUAAAUAAUUUUCUGACAACUUGCUGCAGCUCCCCAGAUGAUGCCUCAAGGCCCAGGAGUGUGCCACACCACUGUGGUUGGGAAUCACUGGACUAGUUGAUGAAGAAUUGAAGCAUCAUGGGAACUGACUAUGGAUUAUUUAAUAAAAUACAAUUUAAAAAAACU